CCUUCCGUGUUUUCAUUGGUGGAUGUAAGUCAGGGCCUUCGGAAUCCACCAAUCCCAAGGUAGAAAAAGCAGGGACGGGGGCGUGUCGCGAGAAUCCGGUGGACGGAGAGUCGGAGGGGCCGCAGGGCUUGGGGGCGGGAGCAGUGGGCUGCAAGCACCUGUUGGCCUGGUGAGGCUCGGGCGGCUGACCCCUCCCGGGGGCGGGUCGUCCGCAUCCCUGCAGGAGCCCUGCAGAGCCCGAUAGCGUGGGUGUGGCCCCUAUCGCCCGCCCGGUGGAGUGAGCGCCGGCGGGGUGAGGCUGGAGGGCCCACACCGCCUGGUUUGCUCCCACUCUGCUGCCUCUCGUGCAGGAGUCCGGGCCCUUGGGCCGGGACCUCGUGCUUUCACUGAGCCACCCGCGCGCGCUUCCCGGGUUUCCUCCGAAACGGCUUCCCAAUGGGUCGCACUGUGGUCGUGCUGGGCGGAGGCAUCAGCGGCUUGGCCGCCAGCUACCACCUGAGCCGAGCCCCGCGCCCCCCUAAGGUGGUCCUGGUGGAGGGCAGUGAGCGUCUGGGGGGCUGGAUCCGCUCAGUCCGAGGGCCGGGUGGUGCCAUCUUUGAGCUUGGACCUCGGGGAAUUCGGCCGGCCGGAGCGCUGGGAGCUCGGACGCUGCUCCUGCUUCUCCCCUUCCCGAGGGCGUGUGGAGAGCAGAUUUCCGAGCUUGGCUUGGACUCUGAAGUGUUGCCUGUCCGCGGAGACCAUAUAGCUGCCCGGAAGAGGUUCCUGUAUGUGGGCGGUGCUCUGCACGCCCUCCCCAGUGGCUUCAGGGGGCUCCUGCGCCCUUCACCCCCCUUCUCCAAACCUCUGCUGUGGGCUGGUCUGAGGGAGCUGACCAGUCCCCGGGGCAAAGAGCCUGAUGAGACGGUACACAGUUUCGCCCAGCGCCGCCUUGGACCUGAGGUGGCAUCUCUAGCCAUGGACAGCCUCUGCCGCGGAGUGUUUGCAGGCGACAGCCGUGAGCUCAGCGUCAGGUCUUGCUUUCCCAGCCUCUUCCAAGCUGAGCAAACCCAUCGUUCCGUUCUCCUGGGGCUGCUACUGGGGGCAGGACGAAGUCCACUGCCAGACUCAGAACUCGUGCGUCAGGCCCGGGCGGAACGCUGGAGCCAGUGGUCACUCCGGGGUGGACUGGAGACGUUGCCCCAGGCCCUCAACACCCACCUCACCAGUCGAGGAGUCAGUGUUCUCAAAGGCCAGCCAGUCCGUGGGCUCAGCCUCCAGGCAGGAGGGCGCUGGAAGGUGUCUCUUGGGGACAGCAGUCUGGAGGCUGACCACAUUAUUAGUGCCAUUCCGGCUCCAGCACUGAGCAAACUGCUGCCUGCUGAGGCCGCGCCUCUGGCUCGCGUCCUGAGCACCAUCACGGCCGUGUCAGUGGUGGUGGUGAAUCUGCAGUAUCAAGGAGCCCAGCUGCCUGUGCAGGGAUUUGGACAUCUGGUGCCAUCCUCAGAAGACCCAGGCAUCCUGGGAAUCGUGUAUGACUCAGUGGCUUUCCCUGAGCAGGAUGGGAGUCCCCCUGGCCUCCGAGUGACUGUGAUGCUGGGCGGUUCCUGGCUACGCGAGCUUGAGGCCAGUGGCCGUGUCUUAUCUCAGGAGCUGUUCCAGCAGCAGGCCCAGGAAGCAGCCGCCACACAGUUAGGGCUGAAGGAACCACCAAGUCAUUGCUUGGUGCAUCUCCUCAAGAACUGCAUCCCUCAGUAUACACUAGGACACUGGCAAAAACUGGAGUCAGCCAUGCAAUUCCUGGCUGCUCAGAAGCUGCCCCUGACUCUGGCCGGAGCCUCCUACGAAGGGGUUGCUGUCAAUGAUUGUAUAGAGAGCGGGCGCCAGGCAGCAAUCCGUGUCCUGGGCACAGAAGCCAAGAGCUGAUCCCAAGCUCCCAAUGAGGAAAAUAAAAAGUCCUUG
This is a messenger RNA of Ochotona curzoniae (black-lipped pika), 1938 nucleotides long. It is a transcript of the gene PPOX, whose product is annotated as protoporphyrinogen oxidase. Lineage: Eukaryota; Metazoa; Chordata; Mammalia; Lagomorpha; Ochotonidae. Gene Ontology annotation, molecular function: protoporphyrinogen oxidase activity, oxygen as acceptor. The transcript is spliced from 13 exons. Gene Ontology annotation, cellular component: mitochondrial inner membrane. Gene Ontology annotation, biological process: heme biosynthetic process. The coding region runs from base 436 to 1902 and encodes 488 amino acids. The record is from RefSeq and is a predicted model, not a curated record.